Molecule: messenger RNA, 2941 nt
Organism: Carya illinoinensis
Lineage: Eukaryota; Viridiplantae; Streptophyta; Magnoliopsida; Fagales; Juglandaceae
Product: zinc finger protein CONSTANS-LIKE 9-like
Exons: 4
Coding region: 1293-2135 (280 amino acids)
Molecular function (GO): zinc ion binding
Source: RefSeq, a predicted model, not a curated record
AUACUACGCACGUACUUGCUCUCACACCCACUCCAUUUCUAUCUUCCUAUCCUCAGCAAAUUGCAUUCACGGACGGAUACAAGGGAGAUGCUGGAAAGGUCUUGUUCGUUGGGUUUUUUUUCUUGAAUGUAUUUUUUCUAUAAUUAAUUAGAAACUCAGCUCUUUUCCGAUCUUGUCCACCUCUUUUCCGAACGGUAAAUUUUUCCUUCUUUCUCUCUGUUUUUUUUUUUCCUUUUCCAUUUGUGCUCUCUGGUUCUCUGUUUUGUUCUUUGUUUUCGCUUUUUUGCAUGAUUACUUAAUAUUCUUUCUUUUAUUUUAAUCUCCUUGUGAGCGGUCUCAAUAAAAUUUUAAGAAUAAAAGCUUCAAAUUUUAACCUAGCUAGAUUUGUUAUGUUUAUUCCUUGUUCUUCUUUGUGGGUGGGAUGGUAUGUAUGUUGAACGCACUGAAAAACUAUCACUUGGGUACCCUUUAUUUUUUCAAAACUUUGGAGUUGGUUUUUGUCGUGUGAAUCUCUUAUUAUGAAUUUUCGAGUUAAUUAUUUUUAUUUAAUUUGCUUUUAGGAGGAAGCUUUCGUUUGAUUCUAUAUUUUUUUCUUUAUAUUUUUUUUUAAUAAAAAUUUUAUGUGCAGUUAUUUUGCCUACUCUUUUAUGCACUCUACUGAUGUGCUUGGUUGUGUAUUAAAAGAAAUUAAUCAAGCCAAUUAUAUAAGUGGAGUGCACAAAAAAUACAUAAAAGUGACUGUACCUAAUAUUACUUUUUCUUUAAUUUGUUUUCAAAGCAUAUGGCAGGUUUGAUUCUCUCUCCUUUGUUUGCAUAUUUAAUUUGAAUAUUGCACUUCUGGGUACCCUUUAACUUGAUUCUCGUUUGAUUCCAGUUUUGAUGAUUGGCGAUUAUGAAUAAGAAAGAUAAACAUCCUGUUUAUAAACUUAGUACUUUUUCAUGGACCCUUCUAAACAUUUCAACUUUUGAAUUCAUUCUCCUGUAAAGAAAGAUGUGAUUUUAUUUCGUUUAUACGAUUUAUUGUUCAUGGAUCACCUUUUUUAGUUGACAAAAGCAUAUUCUUUUAAUUGUAACACGUGCUUCAAAGAUCUCUCUCUCUAGUUCGUGCGACCUCACAGUAACUGGAUUUGCCUCCUUGCGUUUCUUUCUUUGGGACUUCUGGAUGAGAGUAAAUUUCUUCUGAAAUUGACCUUUUCCUUGUAUCUGAGGUUUUAAGGGCACUAGGAAGAAUUGCAUUAUUGCCUUGCAUAAUUUGCUAGGGGUUUGGUAACAGGACAAGUAUAAAUUGAAGGAUGGGUUAUUUAUGUGAUUUUUGUGGGGAUCAUAAGUCCAUGGUAUAUUGCCGGUCAGAUGCUGCAUGCUUAUGCUUGUCAUGUGACCGAAGUGUUCACUCUGCUAAUGCCUUAUCCAAACGUCACUCGAGAACAUUAUUAUGUGAAAGAUGCAAUUCACAACCUGCAUUAGUAAGAUAUGCCCAAGAAAUGAUCUCUCUUUGUCAGAAUUGUGAUUGGAUCGGUCAUGGCACUUCUACCUCAACUUCAACACACAAGAGACAAAAGAUCAACUGUUAUUCUGGGUGCCCGUCAGCUGCAGAACUUUCUUCAAUCUGGUCAUUCGUAUUAGAUUCCCCUUCUGUGGGUGAAUCUACUUGUGAACAGGAACUAGGAUUGAUGAGCAUAAUGGAAAACAAUGCAAAAACUGCUUUGGGCCAUUCAGAAAACAACAUGAGUCAAAAUAUAUCUAGUUCAGUUGAAUUGAAUGCUGUGCACAGCUUGAAGAAGUGCAAUGUUUGGGUUGGAUCCUCUCAGCCUCACAUUCUGGACCAACCGGCUGGUUCUUCAAAUGCAUUAUUGCCCAAGUUAUGCUGUCCUAGUAUAAAAAAAGAUCCUGGACUCUGUCAAGAAGAUGAUCUGUAUGAAGAUUUCAAAAUGGAUGAAGUGGAUUUGAAUAGUGAAAACUAUGAAGAACUCUUUGGUGUAGCUCUCAGUCAUUCUGAAGAGCUUCUUGAAAAUGGUGGUAUUGGUAGCUUGUUUGGUACAAAGGACAUGUCUGCUACUGAUUCCAGUUGUCAGGGUGCAGUUGCUGCUGAGGUUCGAGAAAAGAGUGAGGUAUGCCUCUCGCAAAGCAAGGGCUGAUGUAAGAAGACGUGUUAAGGGGCGCUUUGUCAAAGUUGGUGAUGCUUAUGAUUAUGAUCCAUUGACACAAACCAGACGCUAUUGAGAGUACGGUUUUAACCAUGCUUUUAAAAGAAAAGAAUCUCUUGAUGGUCUGUUGGAGGCAUCAUUUAUUGUUGCCUAAAGAAUGGAUGACAGCAAUGCAUAUUUCCCUGUGCAAUGACAUACCGUAUUAUUAUAUCCGAGUGGCCUCACUUAGCGGGCAAUAAGAAAGAUUACAUCUGUGGGGCCAUGGUUUUCUUCAGGAUUGGGAAAGGAGAAGCUUACCGUUUCUCUCUAGCCUAAUUAACGAUCGUUGUAAUCCAAUAGCCAUGUCAUGGUGGGUGGCCAUACUCACAUUAGGAUUUGGCCAAACAGAAGCAAUGCAAUGGAUGAAGAUGUUAGCACUUCUAAUGUUAUCGUUUCUUUUUUAAUUCAUAGCGUGGGAUUCAUAUUCACCAAAAAAAAGAAAAAGAAAAAGAAAAAACUUGUCCUACAUUUCUCUUCAUUCCAUGAGCAUGUAUUAUUGUAUAGCACGUGAUUAUAUAUUUUGCUUUGGAGAGGGGAAUCUUGUGGUUCUACGUCAGUGUAAAUAUUUUGGGUUGCCAUAAGUGCGAAAGAAUUUUAUGUUAAAGGAACUGUGCGGAUAGUUUGCUGGGCUUUGUUUUCCCGUAGAAAAGUUGUAAUAGCACUGGAUCUAUAGUGUUGACAGCCAGUUUAUGGCAUUGUCUAUAAUUGUUAUACUUCGGUGGUAUUAUGAUAAUAUAUGGCCUUCUUGUUUGCUACAA